CCAAACUCCCGUCCGCGGUGUCAAAAUUGACAGCUCAAGCUGUCAUCGGUUUCUCUGCUGUCGCCGAACCUUCUUUUCGGUUGUUCCUUUCGUACUGAACGAUCAGCCGCGUGUUGUACUCUGAUCAAAUAAGCAAAAAUGGCCCUGCGACCAGCUUAUAAGCCCAAAAUCGUCAAGAAGCGGACGAAGAAGUUCAUCCGCCACCAGUCGGACCGCUAUGACAAGCUUGCCCCCAACUGGCGUAAGCCGAAAGGUAUUGAUAACCGAGUGCGCCGUCGCUUCAAGGGUCAGUACCUGAUGCCCAACAUCGGUUACGGAUCGAACAAGCGCACCCGCCAUAUGCUGCCCAACGGAUUCAAGAAGUUCCUGGUCCACAACGUCCGCGAGCUGGAGGUGCUGAUGAUGCAGAACCGUGUCUACUGCGCCGAAAUCGCCCACGCCGUGUCGUCCAAGAAGCGCAAGCAGAUUGUCGAGCGCGCCAAGCAGCUGGCCAUCGCCGUGACGAACCCGAACGGCCGUCUGCGCUCGCAGGAGAACGAGUAAGCUUUUGCUUUCUGGCGGAAGUUCUUUAUAUCUGUGCGAGGACUGUGUGACGGACGGGGCUCAAACCUACCGUAAGCUGGGGGUUUGAAACCAUUUAUCUUUGUAAGUGAGAAAUAAGAGAUACAGAAGAGUUAACUGAA
Molecule: messenger RNA, 683 nt
Organism: Aedes albopictus (Asian tiger mosquito)
Lineage: Eukaryota; Metazoa; Arthropoda; Insecta; Diptera; Culicidae
Gene: RpL32
Product: large ribosomal subunit protein eL32
Exons: 3
Coding region: 139-543 (134 amino acids)
Biological process (GO): translation
Cellular component (GO): ribosome; cytosolic large ribosomal subunit
Molecular function (GO): structural constituent of ribosome
Source: RefSeq, a predicted model, not a curated record